Elephantulus edwardii (Cape elephant shrew) is the source of this 930-nucleotide messenger RNA. RefSeq names its product radical S-adenosyl methionine domain containing 2 (gene RSAD2). The coding region runs from base 1 to 930 and encodes 309 amino acids. Gene Ontology annotation, molecular function: catalytic activity; 4 iron, 4 sulfur cluster binding. The transcript is spliced from 5 exons. The record is from RefSeq and is a predicted model, not a curated record. Gene Ontology annotation, biological process: positive regulation of immune response; defense response to virus. Lineage: Eukaryota; Metazoa; Chordata; Mammalia; Macroscelidea; Macroscelididae. Gene Ontology annotation, cellular component: endoplasmic reticulum; mitochondrion.
AUGUGGAUGUUCACGCCGGUUGCUUCUGCUGGAAAGCUGCUGAAUAUUUUCAGGAAGCAACUAAGUUCUUUGUGGCAGACCCUGGUUCCACUGUUCUUCUGGCUCAAGACAACAUUCCGUCUGGCAUCUCCCCAAAGGAGACAGCAGCAGCAGGUUACAGAAUCACAAGAUGGGAACCAAGGGGCAGACGGCGAUCUGCCCACGACGCCGACCAGUGUCAACUACCACUUCACUCGUCAGUGCAACUACAAGUGUGGCUUCUGUUUCCACACUGCCAAAACUUCGUUUGUGUUGCCUCUUGAGGAGGCCAAAAGAGGACUGUUUUUACUUAAGGAUGCAGGUAUGGAGAAGAUAAACUUUUCAGGAGGAGAGCCGUUUCUUCAUGACCGAGGAGAAUACCUGGGCAAGCUGGUGAAGUUCUGCAAAGUGGAGCUUCUGCUCCCAAGUGUCAGCAUUGUGAGCAACGGAAGCCUGAUUCGAGAGAGGUGGUUCAAAAAUUAUGGUGAAUAUUUGGACAUUCUCGCUAUCUCUUGUGAUAGCUUUGAUGAGCAAGUGAAUGUCUUUAUUGGUCGUGGUCAAGGGAAGAAGAACCACGUUGAAAAUCUUCAAAAGCUGAGGGCAUGGUGCAGGGACUACAGAGUGGCAUUCAAGAUAAACUCUGUCAUUAAUCGCUUCAAUGUAGAUGAGGACAUGAAUGAACAGAUUAAGGCACUAAACCCUGUCCGCUGGAAGAUGAAAGAUUCCUACCUUAUUCUGGAUGAAUAUAUGCGCUUUCUGAACUGCAGAAAAGGGCGGAAGGAUCCUUCCAAGUCCAUCCUGGAUGUCGGAGUAGAAGCAGCCAUCAAAUUCAGUGGAUUUGAUGAGAAAAUGUUCUUAAAGCGAGGAGGAAAAUAUGUAUGGAGCAAAGCAGAUUUGAAGCUGGACUGGUGA